Ceutorhynchus assimilis (cabbage seed weevil) is the source of this 471-nucleotide messenger RNA. NCBI's taxonomy places the organism in Eukaryota, Metazoa, Arthropoda, Insecta, Coleoptera, Curculionidae. The record is from the annotation of a GenBank genome assembly.
UUUUCAAUUUCUUGUGAAUUUUCCGGUUUCAUUAUUCCACACCGACCUAAAUUAACUUAAACUAAAACUUCUCAAAAUGGCCCAAAUCAACGCGGUUUUAUCAAAGUUCUACAACGAUUACAUGUCAAAAACUUCGAAAAAAUUAAAAGUUAUUGAUGCUUAUCUAUUUUACAUUCUGCUCACUGGAAUCAUUCAGUUCGCCUACUGUGUACUUGUUGGUACUUUCCCAUUUAAUUCAUUCCUGAGUGGAUUUAUUUCAACUGUAAGCUGUUUUGUUUUGGGAGUAUGCCUAAGACUACAAGUCAACCCAGAAAACAAGAACCAAUUCCAUGGAAUCAGCCCGGAAAGAGGAUUCGCAGACUUUAUUUUUGCACAUGCAAUCCUGCAUUUAGUUGUAAUGAACUUUAUUGGUUAAAUUAAAUUGGAAAAAGUAUAUUUAAAGUUAUAAAAUAAAAUUUCUAUUAAAGAACU